UUGUGCAAAAUCAAGACUUCUUUUUCGUUGAACCCGAAACAUUUACUAAAGGUUGGAUGGGUAAAAGCGGACACUAAAGCGAUCCAGGCUAUCCACGAUCACGUAAUAACUCACAACAAGAGAGUUUCAGUGUCCCAUAGCGAUCAUACCACGUGGAAUCUUCACAUAAAGGGUGUUCAGAAGGAGGAUGAAGGUCUUUACAUGUGUCAGAUUAACACGAAUCCUAUGAAGAGUCAGACAGGCAUGUUGUCGAUCGUUGUACCGCCAGAUUUUAUUCCUGAAGAGACUUCGAGUGAUGUCAUGGUACGCGAAGGAGGACAGGUGAAGUUAACGUGCCGUGCAAGAGGCGUACCGCCGCCCCGCGUGUUGUGGCGCAGAGAAGACGGGAAGCCCAUUAUAAUUCGGAAGCCAUUUGCACCAAACACCUUGAACCAAAAGUCUCACGUGACUCACGUAGCAGAGUUCCAAGGCGAAGAAUUGAACAUGACGAAGAUCUCAAGGAACGAGAUGGGAGUAUAUCUUUGUAUCGCCAGCAACGGUGUACCACCGGCGGUCAGCAAACGUAUUUUUAUCAACGUUCAUUUCUCGCCGGUAAUUCAUGUACCUAAUCAACUGGUAGGAGCUCCUCUGGGUACAGACGUGGUCCUGGAAUGUUUUGUCGAGGCUUCGCCGAAGUCGAUUAAUUAUUGGGUCAAGGAUAACGCAAUGAUAAUCUCGAGCCAGCAACACGACGUGCAAGCACUCGUGAAAUCACAGUUCGAGGUGCGAAUGAUAUUAACUAUUCGCUAUUUGCAAAAACAAGACGUGGGUACUUACAAAUGCGUGGCGAAAAAUUCUCUCGGAGAUGUGGAGAGCAGCAUACGAUUAUACGAGAUUUCGGGACCCACAAAGACGCAAACAGCAGCCCGGCCAUCUUUCUACGACGAGGAAGAUGAAAUCGUGUACGGAUCGGCAGAAAUGGAGAAAAUGGAGAACAAGCCAUUGUCCGUGGACAACGCUAUCAAUGGACACAUGGGUUAUCCAUCAGUCGCCACACCGGUGCCAACCAUGAGAGUCGGCAAGAAAAGACCAGCGAUCAGUGCUAGUUCUAGAUCCAGUGAUCGUCAUUCUGCUUCCAGUCUCUUUGUCAUCGUUUUGUUGCUGAUCAUAGCUCGUCUGAGAUGCCAAUGAACGAAUGGACCGAGAAAGGUUUCAUACGCUUCGUUUUGUUUCUUCAGAACAGUGGAAAUUAUGUAACAGUUAUCAAGAUACCUUCUGCAAUUCUUCGUUGCUUGAUUUCGUUGUUCCCUUGUAUGACAAACACAAACGUCACAGGAUGAAACUUUGUUACAUCGCCGAG
Molecule: messenger RNA, 1339 nt
Organism: Megachile rotundata (alfalfa leafcutting bee)
Lineage: Eukaryota; Metazoa; Arthropoda; Insecta; Hymenoptera; Megachilidae
Product: lachesin
Cellular component (GO): neuron projection
Source: RefSeq, a predicted model, not a curated record